This is a messenger RNA of Euleptes europaea (tarantolino), 705 nucleotides long. It is a transcript of the gene THOC7, whose product is annotated as THO complex subunit 7. The transcript is spliced from 8 exons. The coding region runs from base 89 to 703 and encodes 204 amino acids. Gene Ontology annotation, cellular component: THO complex part of transcription export complex. NCBI's taxonomy places the organism in Eukaryota, Metazoa, Chordata, Lepidosauria, Squamata, Sphaerodactylidae. Gene Ontology annotation, biological process: mRNA export from nucleus; mRNA processing. The record is from RefSeq and is a predicted model, not a curated record.
GCGGCUGCCUGAGCCGGACCCACCUCACGCGCCGCCGCCGCCGCCCAGACCGACUCCAACCGUCGCCGCCGCCAGCAGCACCAUCGCUAUGGGCGCCGUGACGGACGAUGAAGUUAUUCGCAAGCGACUUUUGAUUGAUGGAGAUGGUGCGGGUGAUGACAGACGGAUAAAUUUGUUGGUGAAGAGCUUUAUCAAGUGGUGCAACUCUGGAUCUCAAGAAGAAGGCUACACCCAGUACCAACGCAUGCUGAGCACUCUGUCACAGUGUGAAUUUUCAAUGGGAAAAACUUUACUUGUGUAUGAUAUGAACCUCAGAGAAAUGGAGAAUUAUGAAAAAAUCUACAAAGACAUAGAAAACAGCAUAGCUGCAGCACAUGAAAAGAUUGCUGAGUGCAAAAAGCAGAUUCUUCAAGCAAAAAGAAUACGAAAAAAUCGCCAAGAAUAUGAUGCUUUGGCCAAAGUAAUACAACAUCAUCCAGAUAGGCAUGAAACACUGAAGCAGUUAGAAGCUCUAGGAAAAGAACUUCAGCAUCUUUCUCACAUCAAAGAAAAUGUUGAAGAUAAAUUGGAGCUGAGACGAAAGCAGUUUCAUGUCCUUUUGAGCACCAUCCAUGAACUUCAGCAGACACUGGAAAAUGAUGAAAAGCUUUCCGAAGCAGAAGAAUCCCCAGACAAUCCAAUGGAGGCAGAAGAUAAACAGUAGAU